Molecule: messenger RNA, 1694 nt
Organism: Platichthys flesus (European flounder)
Lineage: Eukaryota; Metazoa; Chordata; Actinopteri; Pleuronectiformes; Pleuronectidae
Gene: hddc2
Product: HD domain containing 2
Exons: 6
Coding region: 10-690 (226 amino acids)
Cellular component (GO): cytoplasm
Molecular function (GO): 5'-deoxynucleotidase activity
Source: RefSeq, a predicted model, not a curated record
UGGACAGUAAUGGCGGCCCCCAUGGAGGCAGCAGCCGGCAUGAACCUGAGCAACAUGAGCAACAUGCUGCAGUUUAUGAAACUUAUCGGACAACUCAAAAGAGUCCCACGGACCGGCUGGGUGUACAGGGAGGUGAAGAAACCCGAGAGCGUAUCAGACCACAUGUACCGCAUGGCCAUGAUGUCUCUGACCAUCACUGACCCCACAGUGGACAAGGACAGGUGUAUAAAGCUGGCUUUGGUUCACGACAUGGCAGAGUGCAUUGUGGGAGAUAUCGCUCCCCCAGACAACGUCAGUAAAGCAGAGAAGCACAGGAGAGAAGAGGAAGCGAUGAGACAUCUGUCCGGUCUCCUGCCAGAGGGUCUCAAGCAGGAGAUGUUUGGGCUGUGGGAGGAGUAUGAAACUCAGAGCAGUGCCGAGGCCAGGCUGGUGAAACAGUUCGACCUCCUGGAGAUGAUCCUGCAGGCUCACGAGUACGAAGAGCUGGAGGGAGCGCCGGGGAGACUCCAGGAGUUCUUCGACUCCACCAGCGGCCGUUUCCACCACCCAGACGUGCUCCAGCUCGUCAGCUCUUUGAAUGAAGAGAGAGGCCGUCACAUGAACAAAACCAAUGCCACAAAGAACUCUGGGAACUCUGAGCCCUCUGGUGGCGUAUCUGCACGGCCACACUCACCUCCACACAACUCCUGACCGUAACACAAAAAAGCACAGACUCAUCCCUGGUGGACGGACAGAGAUAAUACACACACAACUAUGUCACGUGACCAGAUUCGUGAGCGGAGGUGGGACACUGAAUUUUGGGAAUUUCUUUUUACCUCAGUGUUAGAUCCAUGCUGUCCUGGAUUCUGUAUUGUUCAUUUUCUAUAGUAAAUCUAUUCUUAUGAUUACCAAUACAAAUACCACCAGAUAAUAUUUGAAUACAAUAUGAUUCAAUGUUUCAUAUAUUGUACAGAGAGAAAUUACUUGACAAUACCAACACUUUCUUAACAGGUUGACAUGUUAAUAAACGUAUAUAAUCUGGCAGAUAUUACAUAACAAUUAAUAGUGCUCAUCUAUUUUCUGCUGCAGUCACACUGUGCAGUACGCAGGGUCCGACAUGUUGCUAUUUUGGCAUUUUGCUUUUAUUGACAGGACGGUUAGUUUGAAUUUGGGAGAGGGAAUCGAACCCACGACCUCUGCAGGAGGACACAUGCUUAUGUUUGCUUUGUUGUUUUUCUCAGUUUUUUCUGCAGCUUCAGUCACAGUUCUUUGUUUUAAAACAGUCACACGUCAUGUUUGGUUUAAGUGAUUUUUAUUUUCAGACAUAAAAACAGUUAUUUAACACAGUGUGUAAUUAAAUGUAUGAAUACAACUGAAUAUGUUAAACACAAUGUUGUUAUAUGUCAAUGUCACAGUUUAUGUCUUUGGGAGUUUUAGUACAAGCUUUUUUUUUUAAGAUCUGAGUACAAGCCAUGGUUAACAUACAAAUAUAUAACAAACUGGGUUUUGUAUUUUCAAGGAUAAUAAAUCAGAACUAACUUUUUAUUUUUCUUUCUCUAACAAGUUUCAUGGACGGACUGAAAUGAUCCAGGGCUUUUUAUCACUUUAACACAUGAAAGACAGUAUUUAUGAAAAAAGAGACAUGAUCAUAUUUAAUUUAUCUUUGGUGGUGUCAACCUUCUCAUAGUGAAGGUAGAUAUUAAACACUCUUUCAG